Messenger RNA from Diaporthe amygdali, 672 nucleotides. RefSeq lists its product as uncharacterized. NCBI's taxonomy places the organism in Eukaryota, Fungi, Ascomycota, Sordariomycetes, Diaporthales, Diaporthaceae. The record is from RefSeq and is a predicted model, not a curated record. Bases 1 to 672 code for a protein of 223 amino acids. The transcript is spliced from 2 exons.
AUGUUGUCCUCGAUCAAGACCCUCGCUACGCUCACCCUCCUCUCCUUACUCGCCAGUCCGGCCUCCGCCGUGACAUGGUACUUCCUGACAUACUACCCGGCCAGUGGCGCCCAGUUCACUGAAUUCUCCGGGUCUAUGGUCGUGCCCACCCUCCCCGCCGCGGCCACCUACUACCUCUGGCCUGGUCUGCAGCCCACCGACAACUCUGGAGUGUACCAGAAUGUCCUCGAUGGCCGUUCAGGUACUUGGUAUUUCGGCUCGGGCUGGUGCUGCAGCAACCCGUCCCUGGCCUGGGGCUCUGGCUUCAACACCUACGCGGGCGAGACGAACACGUUCAAAAAUGUCAGAAUCGACAGUACCAACUGGCAGUCAACCACCGUCCACGGGAGCACCGGCACAACCAAGACGGACACAUUCGCGCUGAGCUCCAAGAGCUUCAACCAGGCUAUUUUUGCCAUUGAGCUAUAUGAUGUUGCUUGGAACUUCGGGCCACUCACCUUCAAGAACGUGAAGAUCGUCGCCACGGGCAGCUCGAGCUCCUCGUGGUGCACUUCUAGCCCGAGCAACUACAACUCAGCCACGAAGUACACGAUCACCGGCGCGAAGGCCUCCGUCUCGGGCACGACGGUGACUUGCACGAUCGACUCGGUCGUCUUGUCAGGUCCGGCCUAA